Molecule: messenger RNA, 5530 nt
Organism: Boleophthalmus pectinirostris (great blue-spotted mudskipper)
Lineage: Eukaryota; Metazoa; Chordata; Actinopteri; Gobiiformes; Gobiidae
Gene: mbtd1
Product: mbt domain containing 1
Biological process (GO): regulation of DNA-templated transcription
Cellular component (GO): nucleus
Molecular function (GO): zinc ion binding
Source: RefSeq, a predicted model, not a curated record
UUACGUACGCACAUGCGCACAAGUGCUGUAAUUUGUUGAUAUCCUGCUCUGUACUACUCAUUUAAGAUUUAGACUUUCUAUAGCUAAUAAUACAGCCAACUAUAUGGGGUGCGGUUUGUGCUGUGUGGACUAUAUCAUCUGAAUGUUGCCUAUAUGAAGGGCUGAUGGAAGACACACGGGAUUUGGCUGAGCGCACUCCUCGUUCGGAGCGUAAACGGAGAGACUCUUUCGGGAUGUUUGAUGGCUAUGACAGCUGCAGUGAGGAGUCAACCAGCAGCUCCAGCUCCGAGGACAGUGAGGAUGAAGUUGUGCCUUCUAUCCCGGCUAAUCUGCCCAUCAUCAAGAACAAUGGACAGGUGUACACCUACCCUGACGGCAAGGCGGGAAUGGCAACAUGUGAGAUGUGUGGGAUGGUUGGAGUGCGGGACGCAUUCUAUUCAAAAACUAAGCGUUUCUGCAGCGUCUCAUGUUCUAGAAGCUACUCCUCAAAUUCUAAAAAAGCCAGCAUUUUGGCCAGACUCCAGGGCAAACCACCAACAAAGAAGGCGAAAGUCUUACAGAAGCAACCUCUUAUGGCAAAGCUGGCCGCCUAUGCUCAAUAUCAAGCAAGUCAACAGAACCAGGCCAAGUCAAAAGCCGUUGUAGCAGCAGACAGCUUUGACUGGGGACACUACAUCUGCAACAAUAACACAGAAGGAGCUCCCGUCAGCUGCUUUAAACAUGCACCUAUGGGGACGUGUUGGGGAGGCAUCGCUGAAGGAGUGAGGCUAGAGGUUAUCAAUUCUGAUACCAAUCUCUCCACUAAAGUCUAUUGGAUCGCAGAGAUCAUCAAACUGGCGGGCUUCAAGGCUUUGCUUCGCUACGAGGGCUUUGAUGGGGACAACAGUAAAGACUUUUGGUGUAACCUCUGUAUCCCUGAGGUGCACCCUGUUGGAUGGUGUGCCUCUAGCGGCAAACCCCUUGUACCUCCUAAAAGUAUUCAACACAAAUACUCAAACUGGAAGGCCAUUUUGGUAAAGCGUCUCACUGGAGCAAAAACACUGCCACCGGACUUCAACACCAAGGUUCACGAGAACAUGCAGUUCCCGUUUAAGAAGCUGAUGCGUGUAGAGGUGGUGGAUAAGAACUACCUGUGCAGAACCCGGGUGGCUUUGGUGGAGCAGGUGAUUGGGGGGCGUCUGCGGCUCGUUUACGAGGAGAGCGAGGACGGCUCUGAUGACUUCUGGUGCCACAUGUACAGCCCACUCAUUCACAACAUUGGCUGGUCCCGCUCCAUCGGACACCGAUUCAAACGCUCUGAUGUUACAAAGAAAAUGGAUGGUCAGAGGGAUGCUCCACCACAGCUCUUUCAAAAGGUGAAAGAUGUGGACCAAAGUGGAGAGUGGUUUAAAGACGGGAUGAAGUUGGAAGCUAUCGAUCCGCUCAACCUCUCAGCCAUCUGCGUAGCCACUGUCAGAAAGGUGUUGGCAGACGGUUAUGUGAUGAUCGGAAUAGACGGUUCAGAGGCACUUGACGGGUCUGAUUGGUUUUGUUAUCACGGCACGUCCCCUUCCAUUUUCCCCGCCGGCUUCUGUGAAAUCAAUGAGAUCGAUCUGACUCCCCCAAGAGGGUACACUAAAUUGCCAUUUAAAUGGUUUGACUACCUCAGAGAAACAGGUUCCAUAGCAGCUCCAGUCAAGCUCUUUAACAAGGAGGUGCCCAACCACGGCUUUCGACAAGGCAUGAAGCUGGAGGCGGUGGAUCUGAUGGAGCCAAGGCUGUGUGUCGCCACGGUGACCAGGAUUGUGCAUCGUUUACUGAGAAUCCAUUUUGACGGCUGGGAGGAUGAGUAUGACCAGUGGGUGGACUGUGAGUCUCCAGACCUGUACCCUGUGGGUUGGUGUCAACUGACGGGGUACCAGCUGCAGCCCCCUGCAGCACAGAGUAACAGAGACGUUGCUGCAUCUGUGCCUAAGCAGAAAAAGAAGGCUCCUCAGUACAAAGGCCAAAAGAAAAAGUCCACACUGCGCAUGAAGGAGGAGGCCGCCGAGGUGGAUGACUUCACCUUCUCCCAGACCAUCUCAGACCAGGAGAGCAAUGGCUCAGGCAGCUACUACAUCAAACAGGAGCCCUGAGGCAGGCGGGCAGCCCACCACACAGGGGCCAGCCCAGCAGACUCUACGCAGCGGGUGGUCCUCUGCUGGUGAAUGGUGGACCAAUAAGAACAAGGCUUCGAACAAAUGCGGGUUUCUCCGUCAGCCUCUGGAGACCUGUCCAAACUGUGAGGAUCAUCUUUUGAGCCAGCUCUUCACUUUUGUUUUUUACAUUUGUCUCGUCAGGUUCGGAGUCAGACACACAGGAUUCCCUUUGGUCAGAGCAGAUUUGGAGCUGACCCAACACUUGUGCAUAUUUUGUUUUCUUAUGGACUAUAUUGCCUGAUGGACUAUUGUUUUGUUCAUAGUACUUGAAUAUCUUUUGUAAUGAUUCAUUAUGUCCUGACGUUAUUUUACAUGACUUUUGUGGCUGUGUGGGAAAAGCUCCAUGUUUCUUAAAGAUGAUUCUAUUCACAAAGUAUAUGAAUUCAGAUGGAACUAUUGACCUUUUAAAAGUUUGGAAACAAAAUCAUUCUGAAUUCCAGAAUAGAGGAAACUGGAUGCAAAGGUGAAGUGUUGGAUUAACCACCGAAUAUCAUAAAAUAUAAAACAAAUCUAGGUAGUUUUGGCAAAUGGUAGUCACACCGAUACAUGUGAUAUCAGAACCUGAGAUUUCCAAUUAUAAACAUUAUUUGUUCAUUUAAUGGAGACUGCAAUAGAUACUGAGCAUUUUUAAUGAAGGCAAAACCUUAUUACUUUAGGAUUUACUGUACAAAUACUACCCCACAAUAGUUUAGAAUUUUAUGACAUAUAUAUAUAUAUAUAAAAAAAACAUCCUUUUUCACAAAUUAUGUUGUUUUUUUGUGGAGUUUAAAUACAAUUUUGAGGCUAGAAGGUUUUAGUUUUUUUAAAUGAAAACUGACAUUUCAAAAUUCUAACAGUUGCGUAUUUAUUUUUACUCUGAAGAUCAUCAUUGAAUCAAGAUAGUGAAAUUAUGGCCCAGUUCCUUUUUGCCUCCGGUCACCUCCAUUCUGGACUUUUGAACUUUGUGAUACCAUAGCUUUUAAAGGGUCUAUAGACAACAGGCAUUACAGCAUGUGGUGUAAGAACAAAGCUGCUCAUCUUCAUCAUCAUCAGUUUCUUUUUGAUCCAAGUCGCUGCAUCUUUCUGAACAAACAUGACGGCACAAAAAUCUGGGGACAACAGAAAACUUUAGCUUCCAGACAAAUCAACUGCCACGAUAUCAGACCAGAGGAAUGCUGCUUUAUUAACCUACGCUGCCACUAGCAAAUUCUUCAGAGCAUCUUGGGAGUCUGGCUUUAUAACAAACAUGAUAGAAAAUUCCUAAAAAACUAAAAAACAACCAAAAAAAAAAAUUAUGUCUUUAAAUUGUUAGAAAUACAUGUAAUAACACAUUUUCUAUCUUGCACAAUUUGAAACUUGCAAUGGAAGUAUGAGUGGGCCAUCUUGCUUAAAAAUGCACUGCGCAACUUUUCUGGUGGAGGAUAUGCCACCAGCUUGUCUCCCUGGAGAUGUUAUUGCUUGCAAUUGGAUGUUCCAUGGUAUGACUUUAAACAUUUCCAUAUAGCAUUUACUCAUUAUGUGUAUUUCCAUUGCUCAAAAAUUCAAUAAUUCCUUCUAUGAAUAGGGGCAAGUCUCCUUGUGAUAUAUCGAUUUAAUUUAUACUGUGGAACAUUCUAGACAAAGCAGUAGCAUUUCCAUGGAGACAAGUCAGUAGCGGACCCUCCACCAAAAAAGUUACAUAGUGUGCCUUUAAAGUCCUUAAAUGUCCCAGUAAAAGGAGCACUGCCUUGUGUAUACUCAUUUUGGUCAGAGAUGCUCACGACUACAUGCGGCACAUGACAUGUUUGUUGUUGGCAGAUGGUGAUAGCGUAACCUUACUGGUGUGAUAAGGACCUCUGAUUCUACAGAACUCUCUCACGUCCACACUACGGCAGGCAAGAGAGGACAAUUCACCUGGUCCCAAGUGUGUCACAACUGUCUAAAGGUCCUAUAUUACACAAAAUUGACUGUUGUGAGCUUUAAGCAAUGUUAGAAUGUUCUUUCCUAAUCAAAACAUACCUGGUGUUGUGUUUUGUUUCAUUCACACAUCUUUGAGUAACCCUUUAUUAUUAGUCUGUCUACAUCUCCAAAGCUCAAAAUGCUCUGUUCCACCUUGUGAUAUCAUCAAGUGAUAGUUUUCAAGUUAGUUUUACCUUUUUGUUCAGUAGAGAUUGGCAGUUCCAGUGCUCAAAUCAUCCAAAUAAAUCUACUGAAGGUGCAUGAAGUUUAAAAACACAGUGGAGCACUUCCUCUAUUACCACAUGGCAUCACAAGGUACAACAGAGUGUUUUCAGUUUGAGAGAAGAAUAUGCAGGAUUUGUGUGUGAACAAAACAAAAUAAAACUCUAGGUAUGUUUGUGAACAUAGAAUAGCGUAACAUGGGCCCUUUUAAAUUACGCAGGAGCUAUGACAUUUUGUUAAGAGCUAAACAACCAGUUAUUGAGGUUGUGUGCAGAAACCAACUUAGUUAAGUAUCACAUGCCAAAGUGCAAGGUGAUCAUUAUUGUAGUAGCAAAACUAAUUAGUGAAGCCUUUUCUUCAAAUCAACACUAAAAUAAGUUCUCAGAUGAAAUUAUUAAACAUGUUUUAUUAUUUAAACCUAUUAUCUUAACACCUAAUCUAAAGUGACACACUGGAGACGUUGGCAGCAUCCGCAUGUGUAGCAUUUACAUAUUUUUCAAUAGAAAUGCAAAAACUAUGGGGAGGAAUUCAGUGGGCGUUUUCAUAUGGGUGCCACGUGUAUGCAAGCUAGAUUCAAAGCUGAGCCACAGAAUUACAGCUUGGUUAAUAAUGAACAAUGCACUGCUUUUUCUAUAGUUAUGGCAGCAUUCAUACUAUACUGUUAAAUACUGGGCUUAAAUAGAGUCAUAUAUAAAAGUAUAAAAAAUAUGAAAUACAUUUUUGACUGUGAUGGUAUGGAGAAAACUAUAGUGUGAUCUCUGCAGCUGUUUUGUACUACCUCUAAUUGCUAGCCACAAGCUAAAUGUGUGUGUUGGCAUAUGCAAAAAAAAGAAGAAAAGAUUUACGUAACUAAUAACGCCAAAACAACAAAUUGUAUGACAGCACAUGAGGUAGUCGUGAAAUCUGAUACAACAUUAACAUAUGCAAUAAGUAGAGAUUUCAGAGUUUAUCAAGAUUUAUCCUAUCAAGAUGAUGUAAUAAAUAAAUGUUGGACAAAUGUCUUAUAUUGGCGGCAGAAGAUGCUAAGAAAUCCUAUCUCUACCAGUAAGGUUUCCUCAUUCAAUUCUCAGGAAGAUUUCUUUGUUACAUUGGCUCAAAUGAUCACGUGCAUCUGUUCUAUGGAGUUAUAUGUAAGCUACAUAAAAUUUAUAAAAAAGACUUUUAUAGAAGUGAUAAUGAUGAUGUAUUAAAGAUGUUUUGUGUUUGUUAUUUGA